CCCCUCCAAGAAAGACCAACCCAGCACAACAAUAAUGGCCUCCCGCGCAAUCCCUACACACUUGAAGCCCUCAGCCGCUGAGUCUGGCGAUGACGGCGGCUUCGCCCCGCGACGACAUGGAAAGACGCAGUCGCACGUCGUAAGUUGGCCUGGCCUCCUUUGCUUCUGAAGCUCCCAUGCCCUUCUCCCCCUCACCCCCUUUUUGCCUCCCCACUCAUUGCCUUGUGCCUGCUCCCUCAUCAUCCUCUGUGCCAUUCCUCACAAUGGAUGGCCCACAGCUUGGUUGGCACCACCUGCCGUGGGCAGUUUGCCCGCCAGUCGUCCCUGCCGACUUCUACACAGUAGGAGAGAAGGAGCCCACCACACGGAGCCGCCAACUCUCACCUGUCCAUCCCAGCCGCCUCUUCUCCGCCUUUCCUCAGUUUAGCUCAUGUUGGAUUCUAACAUGGACAUUGACCCGUCGCAGGCUUUCGAAAACACUUCGACCAAUGUGGCCGCCUCUCAGAUGCGCAAUGCCCUGAACAAGCUCUGCGAUACCGUCACCGACCCGAAUGAGAAGAAGCGUUUCGAAACCGAAAUGGACAACUUCUUCGCUCUCUUCCGACGAUAUCUGAAUGACAAAGCCAAGGGCAAUGUCAUUGAAUGGUCUAGGAUUGCGCCUCCCAAGGCCGAGCAGGUGGUCAACUACGACGAUCUCGCCAACUCCGAGGCCGUCGAAUACCUGAACAAGCUGGCCGUGGUGAAGCUCAACGGUGGUCUCGGUACAUCAAUGGGUUGUGUCGGCCCCAAAUCCGUCAUCGAGGUCCGCGAUGGCAUGUCCUUCCUCGACCUGUCGGUUCGCCAGAUUGAGUACCUCAACCGGACCUACGAUGUCAACGUGCCCUUUGUGCUCAUGAACUCGUUCAACACCGAUGCCGAUACCGCCAACAUCAUCAAGAAGUACGAGGGCCACAACAUCGACAUCCUCACCUUCAAUCAGUCAAAGUAUCCUCGUGUCCUCAAGGACUCGCUUCUACCGGCCCCCAAGUCGGCGGAUUCGGACAUCUCCAACUGGUAUCCUCCUGGCCACGGUGACGUGUUCGAGUCGUUGUACAACUCUGGCAUUCUCGAUAAGCUCAUCGACCGCGGUAUCGAGAUCAUCUUCCUUUCCAACGCCGACAACCUGGGUGCCGUGGUCGACCUCCGUAUCCUGCAGCACAUGGUCGACUCCAAGGCCGAGUACAUCAUGGAGCUUACGGACAAGACGAAAGCCGACGUCAAGGGUGGUACCAUUAUCGAUUACGAGGGUUCUGUUCGCCUUCUGGAAAUCGCCCAGGUGCCCAAGGAGCACGUCAACGAGUUCAAGUCCAUCAAGAAGUUCAAGUACUUCAACACCAACAACAUCUGGAUGAACCUCAAGGCCGUGAAGCGCGUUGUGGAGAACAACGAGCUCCAGAUGGAGAUCAUCCCCAACGAAAAGUCCAUCCCCGCUGACAAGAAGGGCGAGGCGGACCUCUCCGUUCUCCAGCUCGAGACGGCGGUCGGUGCCGCCAUUCGUCACUUCCGCAAUGCGCAUGGUGUCAACGUGCCCAGGAGACGGUUCUUGCCCGUGAAGACCUGCUCCGACCUCAUGCUCGUCAAGUCGGAUCUCUACACUCUCCAACACGGCCAGCUCGUCAUGGACCCCAACCGUUUCGGCCCGGCACCCUUGAUCAAGCUCGGCAGCGACUUCAAGAAGGUCUCCAACUUCCAGGCCCGCAUCCCGUCCAUUCCCAAGAUUGUCGAACUCGAUCACCUUACCAUCACCGGCAAGGUCACGCUCGGCCGCGGCGUCAUCCUCAAGGGCACUGUCAUCAUCGUCGCGACCGAGGGCAGCACCAUUGACAUUCCGCCGGGCUCCAUUCUGGAGAACGUUGUUGUCCAAGGCUCGCUGAGGCUGCUUGAGCACUAGAAUCCCCUUCGUGAGCCUGCGCGGUGGGUGUUCAGCGGUACUGGGAAGUUGCGGCUUUGGGGUGUUCUCCGGUGGUUGCGAGAUGGCAUGCACUAUCGUGUAGUUAGGUUACAGUAAACAAAAUUCGCUUCCUUGUGGAAACUGAGCGGUACUGAGCGGUACGGAGCGGUACGCGGGGUGGGGCUUUGAGUUGCCCAUGUUCGACUACAUCACAUUGUAAUACAUGACGAACCACAAAACAUAAAAGUACUUGUACAUUGUUAGGACCCGCAUAAGUCCUGACACAGCAUGCUUCCUGAAUU
Molecule: messenger RNA, 2232 nt
Organism: Westerdykella ornata
Lineage: Eukaryota; Fungi; Ascomycota; Dothideomycetes; Pleosporales; Sporormiaceae
Product: UTP--glucose-1-phosphate uridylyltransferase
Exons: 2
Coding region: 446-1930 (494 amino acids)
Biological process (GO): UDP-alpha-D-glucose metabolic process; glycogen metabolic process
Cellular component (GO): cytoplasm
Molecular function (GO): UTP:glucose-1-phosphate uridylyltransferase activity
Source: RefSeq, a predicted model, not a curated record